This is a messenger RNA of Arabis nemorensis, 627 nucleotides long. Lineage: Eukaryota; Viridiplantae; Streptophyta; Magnoliopsida; Brassicales; Brassicaceae. The record is from the annotation of a GenBank genome assembly.
AUGAAGAGCAAGAGCCUCCAGCCAAAGUUGAAAUUUCUUGUGCUCCUCUCGGUCCUGCAGUGCCGAUACCAAUGUAUUAUCCCGGUCCACCUAUGCGCCCUCCUGGUCCUAGAUGGCCUAUGCAAUUGUUUCCAUAUCCGCUUAACAACUCUACUACAGGUUGUGGGUCUAAUUCUCGUUCGUAUGCGUCUGGUCCUAACUCUAGUGGCCCUUCCAUUGCAAAAUGUUGAAAUUCCAGUUCCGAGUCCAUAUGGAAUGGUAUAUCCACCUCAACAAGUACAUGGUGCUGUUCCACAAACUCCACCUAUGCGCCCUCUUGGUCCUGGAUUGCCUAUGCAACCGUCUCCAUAUCCGCUUAACAACUCUACUCCAGGUUGUGGGUCUAAUUCUCGUUCGUAUGCGUUUGGUCCUAACUCUAGUGGUCCUUCCAUUGCAAAUGAUGAAAUUCCAGUUCCGAGAAUGGAAUGGUAUAUCCACCUCAAUAAGUACUUGGUGAUGUUCGACCAACAUAGUUUUGUCUUGAAGGCUGAGCUAUUUUGUGAAAACAUGUAUUAUCCAGCUGCACCUAUGCGUCCUCCUGGUCCUGGAUGGCCUCUGCCUCCUCGUCCACAACAAUGGUAUCCAUAG